GCUGUCCAGCAGGAGUGCAGGACAACGUGCCAAGGAACCGGGGACUCCACCUCCCGCAAGGCCGCACCGCGAGCUCGCCACCGGCGAGGCCACUAGAAUAAAGCGAGCGAACCCAAUGCAGGCCGCCAUCACCACCACCGCCACCACCGUCUGCGCGCACCCGCACACGAAGCCAUCGUCGGCCCCCUUCCUCCGGCUGUCCCCUCCAGCUUGCCGCGUCAGCUUCAGCGCUUCUCCGGGCCCGAACGUGAGGGCGACCGCCAUGGCAGCCACGCCGCCGCAGCAGGAGCAGCAGAUGGUCAUCACGCGCCCCGACGACUGGCACCUCCACGUUCGCGAAGGCGGCGUCCUCGAGGCUGUGCUGCCACAUAGCGCGAGGCAUUUUGGGAGGGCUGUCAUCAUGCCCAACUUGAAGCCGCCGGUGACCACGACGGCGCGCGCGGUGGAGUACAGGGAGCAGAUCAUGCGGGCGCUGCCGCCCGGGAGUAGCUUCGUGCCACUCAUGACGCUUUACCUCACGGAUAAUACUAGCCCGGAGGAGAUCAAACUCGCAAGAAAGAGUGGUGUAGUCUUUGCUGUGAAGCUGUAUCCUGCUGGAGCAACUACCAAUUCCCAAGAUGGUGUCACUGAUAUUGGGAAAUGCUUGCCUGUCCUCGAGGAGAUGGUCAGGCAGGAAAUGCCUUUGCUUGUUCAUGGUGAAGUCACAGAUCAACAUGUUGACACCUUUGACCGUGAGAAGGUUUUUAUUGAUAGAAUAUUGGCACCACUUGUACAAAAGCUUCCACAGCUGAAAAUCGUCAUGGAACAUAUCACAACUAUGGAUGCAGUGAACUUCAUAGAAUCAUGUGAAGAAGGUCAUGUUGCGGCAACAGUGACUCCCCAGCAUCUCCUCCUCAAUAGGAACGCUUUAUUUCAGGGUGGCUUGCAGCCACACAAUUACUGCUUGCCAAUACUGAAAAGAGAGAUUCAUAGACAAGCUAUUGUAUCUGCUGUAACAAGUGGGAGUAGACGGUACUUUCUUGGUACUGAUAGCGCUCCCCAUGAUAAACAGAACAAAGAAUGUUCCUGUGGAUGUGCAGGAAUAUACAGUGCUCCUGUUGCCUUGUCUCUUUACGCGAAGGUAUUUGAAGAGGCUGGUGCCCUAGAUAAGUUAGAAGCAUUUACAAGCUUCAACGGCCCUGAUUUUUAUGGCCUACCAAGGAACACAUCCAAGAUUGUCUUGAGAAAGAGUGCCUGGAAAGUUCCAGCAACCUAUAAACACAGUUCAGGGGAGAUUGUGCCUAUGUUUACUGGCAGCACCCUCCAUUGGCUUCCAUCUGAUCAGCCUGAAGAAUAGACAAUGUGCAUUAUUCGACGAUGCACUUGGGGGGAAUCGAUAAGUGGAGUAAUUCCAGUUGCUUUCCUCCUUUUCUGUUAGAAUCAGCAUAGGAAACUGUCUUCAGACAUAAGCUUGCCUUUUGCCUCUACGUAUUCUUGAAGGCAAGAUUAGCGAGAAUAACAUAUUGAAAGCAACGGCGAAAUGUCUGCUUGUUGAGUUAUAUUGUAUCCUGUUGGGAUUGCAGUACACUGUUUUUAAGGGUGGUCUACUGAUCUAGACAUCUGGGCACCCAUGAUGAAUGAAUCAUUGAAUACCAGCUUUGCAGUUACAUCGCUGAAUAAUGAACAUCUCGCGGUUCCUUUGUCACAACUUUGUCCUGUUACUACUUCUGAAUCCUGACCAACUUUAGGACAAUUGUUGUCCGGUUGCUGAGACUAGCAGUUGCAUGCUUUCAGCAAUCUCUCAUCUGUCGUCACAUCACCACCGCCGUCGAUCAGUAGCAAACUCUCACCAUGUGCUCCUCCCUCUGUCGUCAACAUCCAAAUUUUCAUCACCGUCGUCAUCACGGAUGUAACUCAGCAUCGCUCGCAGCUCGCGUGUACUCACAAUGCCCCUCUCCUCCAUCUCCCUUGCUAUUCUAUCAGCAUCCUCCCGCUUCCCGGCCCUCCAUAACUCCUCCACCAAUGCCCUCCUUGUGAUGUCAUCCACCACCCUCCCGGCUCUGGCCAUCUCCCACAUCACCCGCUCCGCGUCUCCGGCCUCUCCGGCCAUAGCCAGCGCGCUCACGAACGCGUUGCACGCUGGCUCCGUCGGCAGGAGUCCCUUCUCGCGCAUUUCGUCGAACAGCUCCCGGGCGUUCCUGGUGCGGCCCUGCGCGCUCAGCCCGUGCACGAGGUAGCUGUACGUGGACGCGUCCGGCUCGCACCCGUACAUGGGCUGCAUCUGGUGGAACACGCGCAGCGCGUCGUUGAGGUGCAGCGACUGCGCGUAGCCCCUGACGAGCACGUUGAGCGUGCGCGUGUCCGGCGGGAUCCCUUCCUCGAGCAUCUGCCUGAACAGCGCCGACACGUUGUCCAUGUACAUGUAGUGGAUCAAGGUGUCGCCGCGGCCGCGGGAGAGCAGCGCGGUGAAGAGCGCGUGGUAUGUGUCGGCGGAGGGGCGCGCCGCGGGGUCGGGGGAGGCGCGCAUGAGGGUGUAGACGUGGAAGGCCUUGCCGAGCCUGCCGAACUGGCAGUAGAAGUAGAGCGCGUCGCGGAGGAGGGGCCCCGGGGAAGGGAGCGAGAGGAGGAGGGAGAAGGAGAGCGCGCAGGCGCGGUCGAAGUCGGCGUAGAGGUCCGCGGCGGCGAGGCGCUUGAUGGCGACGAGGAACGGGGCGGGGUCGGGGCGGAAGGCGGGGAGGCGGAGGGAGUGCGUGAGGAGCGGGAGGAGGAGGCGCGCGUCGGAGGUGGAGGCGAGGGAGGAGGCGAGCACGGGCGGGGUGAGGCGGGACGGGAGGGAUGCGAUGGCCGCCGAGAUGGCGUCGGGGGACGGCGGAGACGGGUUGGGGCCGCGGCGGCUGCGGCGGAAGCGGUGCGGCGUGCGGCGGGAUCGGGUGGAGAAUGGUACGUGGCCGGAGAUUGACGCGGGGGCGGCGGCGGAGGGGAGGAGGCGGCGGAGGAGCGUGGUCAUCGCGGCGGCGGGCGCAUUUGAGUGGAGAGGGACGGGGACUCCAGCCUCCAGGAACGGGUAUUUUUCACACAGGACUUCAGCGCUCCGGCCCGCCCAAAAGGCACCAGACCAGACCCAACCACAGGCACACAACCACUCAGAGGUCACAGAGCACCGGGCUGGAAACAAGAGGCAAAUUCCUCGGUUACGUGGAGGGUGGGGAUGGCCGCCGCCGCCGCCGCCGCCGCCACCACCCUCACGUUGGCGAGUCCUCUCCGGCGUCUCCUCCGUGCCCCCGGAGUCGUCUGCGAGCCGUACUAUUUCAUCGCGCGAGGGCGGUGUAGCGCCGCCAUUGCCGUCGCCGCCGCAGCAGCCAGGGACUCGGCAGCAAAAGGGAGCCUGGACAGGAAUGCAGCCGAGGAAGUCAGGAACAUUCUGGAUAUGGCAGAAAGGGCUUCCAAACGAAGAGAUGUUUUCCACACCAAUUUUCUUACUCCACCUAUAAUACAGGAGGCUAUGUUUGCAAUUGAGAAGUUAGCAGAUAUAAAAGCAGUAGCUCAGGGUGGCUACCCGCAGGCUGAGCGGUGUCGAAUUUCUGUUGGACACCCGGACUCUAUGACAAGUAACCCAGAUGUAGUUGCUGCUUUGAGCAUCUCAGGGAAUUUCCGAUUGGAACCCUGUUCUCAUGGUGACUUUCUCGGUGCCAUCCUCGGAACAGGAAUAACACGGGAGAAGGUUGGAGAUAUUCUUUUACAGGGGGAAAGAGGUGCUCAGGUCCUUGUUGAUCCAGAACUUGUUGACUAUCUGAUUUCUACUCUCGAAAAGGUGGGGAAAGUUGGUGUUUCAUGCACUCAGAUUCCUUUGCUCGCUCUAGAAUAUGAACCACCAAGGUUUUCUCAUGUGAUCUCACACCUUUAUAUAUGAAUCCUGACCAAGUCAUUUAAAACUGUAGAGUCAUCCCUGAGGGUUGAUGCCUUGGCCAGCGCAGGAUUUAAAAUCUCACGCACAAAGCUUGCUAGCUUGAUAAGUGCCGGGGAUGUUCGUGUGAACUGGGCGCCAGUUUUGAAAAAUGGAGUUACCCUCAAAUCUGGAGACGUUGUUUCUGUCAGUGGGAUGGGAAGGUUAAAGAUUGGAGAAAUUGUAACUACUAGGAAAGGAAAGUAUGCGGUUGAGUUGAUUCAAUAUUUGUAAGCUUGGGACUGACCUACAGUCUUUUCACAAGUGGAAUUUAAAGGAUGAAGAAAAGGUCCCGUGGCACCAGUUAAAGCCUUUUUUUUGUCGAAAGAUUAGCUUUUAAGGGAUCUCAAGAAGGGAUGUACUCAAGUCUUUGUGCACCUCGACCUAUUUGUUAUGGUUUUUUCCUUCCUUUU
Messenger RNA from Panicum virgatum (switchgrass), 4335 nucleotides. RefSeq names its product dihydroorotase, mitochondrial-like. NCBI's taxonomy places the organism in Eukaryota, Viridiplantae, Streptophyta, Magnoliopsida, Poales, Poaceae. Gene Ontology annotation, cellular component: chloroplast; cytoplasm. The coding region runs from base 116 to 1336 and encodes 406 amino acids. The transcript has 17 exons. Gene Ontology annotation, biological process: pyrimidine nucleotide biosynthetic process; 'de novo' pyrimidine nucleobase biosynthetic process. The record is from RefSeq and is a predicted model, not a curated record. Gene Ontology annotation, molecular function: dihydroorotase activity.